This is a messenger RNA of Cydia amplana, 3423 nucleotides long. Its product is annotated as perilipin-4-like. NCBI's taxonomy places the organism in Eukaryota, Metazoa, Arthropoda, Insecta, Lepidoptera, Tortricidae. The record is from RefSeq and is a predicted model, not a curated record. Gene Ontology annotation, cellular component: plasma membrane. The transcript has 33 exons. Bases 239 to 3364 code for a protein of 1041 amino acids.
AAAAAUAAAAUCGUGUGGCCUGCUGCGCGGUUCACGUAUCAGCCGCAUGAAAUUGUUUUUCGCUGUUGCUCUAGUUGAACCUUGGAGGUAUUUCGAACAGCACUCUUCGCCUACCGAGGCGCACGAUCGGAGUUCAGUGCAAAAUUAGAAGUGGUUUAAAAAUAAAAAGUUCUCAAUACCUGUGAUUCAUAAAAUUACAAUAUUUACGUUCAGUGCAGAUUUUAAUUAAUCUUGCAAAAUGUUCAGCGGGAUUGCAGACAAAAACCUUGGAGCCUUCCGAAGCAUCGGAGAGAAGACAGCAUCGCUCUUCGAGCGCAAGAAGAAGGAUGUUGAACAGGUGGCUUCGGAGAAGGCUCAGGACGCCGCCCACGUCGUGGAAGACCAGGUCAAGAAGGCCGGGGAGCUAGUCGGUGGAGCGCAGUCGUCUGCCAAUGACGCGGCGAGCUCAGCCAACGCCGCCAAGAACUCUGCCAUCGAUGCCCUGGACAAGGAGCUGUCGAAGGUGUCCCUGGCGGCUGGAGAGGCGCAGGACGCCGCCAGCCGAGCCGUCGCCGAUGGCAAGAAGGUCGUCGACACAGCUAAAGAUACAAUUGCAACAUCUGUAGAUAAUACUAAAAAAUCAGCAGAGGCAGCAGUCAACGCAGCUAAAGAGACCCUAUCGAGCACAGUAGAUGCCACACAAAAAACCGCACAGAGCGCCCUCGACACCGGCAAAUCGUACGCCACUAGUGCCAAAGAUACCGUUUCAAACACAAUCCAAAGCACUGUAGAUACAACACAAAAGGUAGCCCAAACGGCUGUGGAAACAGGCAAAACUUAUGCUACAGCCGCCAAAGAUACAGUAUCGAACACUGUCCAAAAGACAGUGGAAGGUACUAAAAAUAUUACACAAAGCGCUGUUGAUAAGAGCAAAGCUUGCGCCGCCAGCGCAAAAGAUACGGCCCAGCACACGCUCCAAAGUGCCAUGGACACGUCAAUGAGCUAUGCAUAUUUGGCUUAUGAUAUCGGCAAAUCCUAUGUUGAUAGCGCUAGAGAUACAGUAUCAAAUACUGUAGAUAAUACUAAAAAAACCGCAGAAAGUACGAUCGAAAUCGGGAAAACAUACGUCGAUUCAGCCAAAGAUACUAUUCAGAGUACUGUACAUAGCACUGUAGAUACAACGAAGCACGUUACUCAAUCUGCGUUAGAAAAAGGAAAGGGUUAUGUUGAUAGUGCCAAAGAUACAGUAGCGAGUACGGUAGAUACGACCAAAAAAACAGCAGCGGCCGCGGUAGAGACAGGCGUUUCAUAUGCCGGUGCCGCUAAAGACACAAUUGCAAACACUGUCAGUAGCACAGUAGAUGUGACCAAAAAUGUAGCCGCUUCAGCAGUCGAAAAGGGAUCCUCAAUUGUAGGAAGUGCUAAAGAUACUGUUGCAAAUACUGUUCAUAGCACAGUAGACACAACUAAAAAUGUAGCCGCAUCUGCUGUUGAAAAGGGUUCAGCAUUAGUAGGAAGUGCUAAAGAUACCGUUGCUAGUACUGUAGAUGUAACCAAAACCGUAGCCGCAUCUGCUGUGGAAACAGGCACUUCUUAUUUAGGAAGUGCAAGAGAUAGUGUCGCAAACACAGUUCAUAGUACUGUAGAUGUAACAAAGAAUGCCGCGGCUUCCGCCAUUGAAAAGGGUUCAGCCUUAGUCGGAAGUGCUAAAGAUACCGUUGCCAGUACUGUAGAUGCUUCCAAAAAUGCAGCCGCGUCUGCAGUUCAAACGGGCACUUCGUAUUUAGGAAGUGCUAGAGAUACUGUAGCAAAUACAGUGCAUAGUACAGUAGACGUAACAAAGAAUGUAGCGGCGUCAGCUGUUGAAAAGGGCUCAGCGUUAGUAGGAAGUGCUAAAGAUACCGUUGCCAGUACUGUAGAUGCUUCCAAAAAUGUAGCCGCUUCCGCGAUUGAAACGAGCACUUCGUAUUUAGGAAGUGCUAGAGAUACUGUAGCAAACACAGUCCAUAGUACUGUAGACGUAACAAAGAACGUUGCGGUGUCAGCUGUUGAAAAGGGCUCAGCUUUAGUAGGAAGUGCUAAAGAUACCGUUGCCAGUACUGUAGAUGCUUCCAAAAAUGCAGCAGCGUCUGCAGUUGAAACGGGCACUUCAUAUUUAGGAAGUGCUAGAGAUACUGUAGCUAACACAGUCCAUAGUACUGUAGACGUAACAAAGAAUGUAGCGGCGUCAGCUGUUGAAAAGGGCUCAGCUUUAGUAGGAAGUGCUAAAGAUACCGUUGCGAGUACUGUAGAUGCAUCCAAAAAUGCAACCGCGACUGCGGUUGAAACGGGCACUUCAUAUUUAGGAAGUGCUAGAGAUUCGGCGGCCAAGACAGUUUAUUGUACUGUCGAUGCAACAAAAAAUUUAACAACAUCUGCCGUUGAAAAGGGCACAUCGUAUGUAGGCGCUGCUAAAGAUAGCGUAGCGAGCACAAUUUCUAGUACAGUUGACGCUACUAAAAACGUCACGGCGUCUGCUGUUGAGACCGGUUCCUCGUUUGUAGGCAGUGCCAAAGACACUCUUGCAAAUACUGUAGACGCAACCAAGAAUGCGGCGGCGUCCGCUGUUGAAAAGGGAACGUCUUUAGUAGGAAGUGCUAAAGAUACCGUAGCGAGCACAGUACAAAGCACUGUAGAUACGACUAAGAGCUUUGCCGGUAACGUGGUGGAUAAGGGGUCGUCGCUUGUUGGAAGCGCGAAAGACCUAACAAGCUCGAUUUAUAAUACUGAAAAUACUGAGGUUUCUUCAGAGGACGUAGUAGAAGAUACUAAUGAAAGCAUCCAAAAUGGCGUCUCAUCCGCUUUGAUCCAGACCAAUGGAGUCGCUGCGAGUUUCCACGAUGGAAUUCAAAGCAAAUUCAGCUCUACAAAGGCUACUGAGGCGGCGGAUAGUUGCAAGAAAGUCGCAGAAGAUACGGCUGACACAAUCCACUCGACGGUAGACAGCACAAAGAAGGCGGCAGAGGAGGCCAAAGCGCAGGCAGCGAAGGCCGCAGAAGACGCCAAGGAGAAGGCCCGAAAGGCCGCGGAGGCCGCUGCUGCUGAGGCCAAGAGAGCUGCCAACGUAGCGAUGGAAGAAUCCAAAAAAGCAGCCGAGAAAGCCGCAGCGGACGCCAGCAACGCCGUGAACAGCACCGUCGACAACACGCUGAAGCGAGUGGAGGCCGCCGCCGACGAGGGCAUCAAGAACGCCGGACACGUCGUCGACGCCAAGAUCAAGGACGCCGACAAAUACCUCAGCGGCAAGCGCGACGCGAUGGCAUCGAACCUGUCGACGGCAGUGCACGAUGGCUCCGAGGGUGCCGCCGGACUGCUGAGCAAGGGUCUCGCCGCCUUCCCGAAAUAAAGCAUCCAGCGGGCUCCUGCCACGUGUACCUGCAUUCAAGCUCCGUUCUACUGGAAUCG